Messenger RNA from Sporothrix schenckii 1099-18, 1356 nucleotides. RefSeq lists its product as uncharacterized. Bases 1 to 1356 code for a protein of 451 amino acids. The transcript has 4 exons. NCBI's taxonomy places the organism in Eukaryota, Fungi, Ascomycota, Sordariomycetes, Ophiostomatales, Ophiostomataceae. The record is from RefSeq and is a predicted model, not a curated record.
AUGUACAGCCGGUAUCCAAACCAGCAAAAGGAGCACCGCCAUCCACCGGCCCCAAUGCUUCAUCGAUCCGGGGUGCAGCAGCUGCGGCACCCACUCCAUCACCGCCAAACUUGCGCACAGACUCAGCGACACCAGAACGCGGUCCAGAGUCGUGUCGAGCUUCGAGUCAAGGACCAUGCGCGCCGGCAGCACGACCGUGUCGUGAGCCGUCUCGCAUGGCAAGAGCAGCUCGUCUCCCCCCAAUGGCUCCACCAGCCGCCGCUUGUCGUCGUCCACGUCUUCGUUGCGCUCAUUGACCUCGUCGGUCGCAUCUACCACACCGAUCUCGUCACAGUUGGCACCGUCAUUGACGUCGCCACUGUCCAUGUCAUCACCGUCAGCGUGUUCAGUUUCACCGCCGGUACUAUUGUCAUCGUCUGUAGCCAGUUCUGUGGCCAGUUCGGCUGCAAUAUUCGCCGCCCCUUCAACGUCUCUGUCGUCCUGCUUGAUCACCUCCAGUCCGGGCUCAGAGCCUUCGAAUGCUCGCUCCCGCUCUCGGUGCACGACGACGACCACUCCACUGCUCUCCCGGCCGUUCGCCAGGCCGACCACGCCCGCGCGCAGGUUGUCGAGCUGCGGCGUCAGGAGCAGCUGGUUCGUACGCAGCAGUGUGCCCAGCAAGAACGUGUCGGAGUUGUUGUCUUUGCCGUCCGUCGCCGUGGUCUCCUCAUCCUGGUCCAGAUCGCCCUGCACGAGCUUGUCGACGGCCGUCUCGAGAAUGUCGAGCGCUUGGCCAAUAACCGCCUGGCGCUGGGUAUCAAUGUCGUGGGCGAUCUUGGCGCGCAGGGGCAGGUUGGGCAGCGUGGGCAGCGGGCCCGUGAGCUGCGCGGCGGCGAUCUUGGUGGCCUCCUUGAAGAUUCUGUCGCGCUGGAAGACGUAGGCAACGUAGAUCCAGAACACCAGGUCGCGGCUGCUGUCCUUGCUGGACGGUGCGCUCUUGCUGUGGAGCUCGUCGACCCAGCGGUCGGCAUAAAUCUCAACAGCGUCCUGCAGCUUGAGCUUGUCGACCACCACGGCAAUGCGUGCCAGCGCCUCCAACGAGACAGUCUUGGGCACACGGUCCUUGCCGCCGCGGCCGUGCACAAUGUUCAGCACAGUCGUCGUGGCGUCGGCGUCGAGGCCGUCAAGAACAAUAUGGAUGCGGCCGUCCGACUCGUCGGUGGCGGUGGUAGUGGCCGCUUGCUUGCGCCACAGCGAGUUCGGGCUGGCCGGCGGCGUCGUAACGCCGUUGGACUGCUUCCCGCUGCCAUUGGUGUUCGCGGCCGCAGCCGUCUUCUGGGCAAGGAUGUCGCGGAAACGCGGCGACGCCAGGCUUAG